Molecule: messenger RNA, 3033 nt
Organism: Nannospalax galili (Upper Galilee mountains blind mole rat)
Lineage: Eukaryota; Metazoa; Chordata; Mammalia; Rodentia; Spalacidae
Gene: Traf3ip2
Product: TRAF3 interacting protein 2
Exons: 9
Coding region: 325-2022 (565 amino acids)
Biological process (GO): humoral immune response; positive regulation of canonical NF-kappaB signal transduction
Source: RefSeq, a predicted model, not a curated record
AUCAAAAUGCAGCCUAAUUGGUCACUGGCUCCCUCGGGUGAAUGAAGGAGGUUUCUGUUUUGAGAAAUCUACUUCGAGCAGCCAGUCGUUGAUUCACUGCCCACAGGGAGAUUGCUAAGCUGAGGCUUCCUCGCCUCUGUAGAGAUUUGCAUACAACUUCCACUUCCGGCUUGGGAGCCUGUUCUACUACUUACCUGGACCUGGUGAGGUAAAGGGAGGCCGGGAGUAGUGACCCAAGGUGAAGCCAGGAGACCAGAGCGCACGACCACCCCUGGGCCUGUCUGUCUGUUCGUGGUGAUCUCCGUGGUGAUCUCCGAAACUAGAAUGUACCGAAGCAUUCCUGUGGAGGUUGAUGAAUCAGAACCAUUCCCAAGUCAGUUGCUGAAACCAAUCCCAGAAUAUUCUCUGGAAGAGGAAUUGGAACCACCUGCUCCAAAUACAAGGGACAUGGCACCCAACAACUUGUCUGCACUCCAGACCCCUCACUAUGCUUCAAGAGAGUUUUCUCAGACUUCCCCUCCCCUCAAACUUGCCAAUCAGCAGAGUCCUGUGUCCCAGCAGGUCACCUGCCUGCGUACUAAAGUUCUGGAGGAGGGUGAAGAUAGUUUCUUUAGAAGGCACCCAGAUCCAGGCAAAGGAUUUUCCUUAGGCUCCUCUGAAGCCAGCCAGCCUGAGUCUGAGUCUGAGGUUGGAGCCCCUGCUCCAGAGCAUCAGUUUUCAUUUAAGGAAAAACACAAUAGAUGUCUGGGAUCUCAGCUUUCAGCAGCUUCUCCAGACACUGGCCAUAACUCAGACAAAUCGGACCUAAGUUUAGUUAAUGCUUUGGCAGACUCUGCGAGUGGUGGCCAACAGCCGGUGAUGAGGCCCCAAGCCCACAGGAAUCGAGCAGCUCCAGAUUUGCCCACAAUAGACACUGGGUACGAUUCCCAGCCCCAGGAUGUCCUGGGCAUCAGGCAGCUGGAAAGGCCACUGCCCCUCACCUCUGCUUGUUACCUGCAGGACCUCCCUGGGCCUUUGAGGUCUAGGGAGUUCCCUCAUUUUGAACCUCAGAGGUAUCCAGUAUAUGCACAGAAGCUGCCUCCCAAUCCUUCCCCACAGGCUCUAUGGAACUAUGGGUACCACUGUCCUGGAGGGCCCCAUCUCCAGGCUCCAUAUGGCCAUGACUACCCUCGAGCAGCCUAUCAGCAAGUGAUCCAGCCUGCUGUGCCUGGGCAGGCCUUUCCUGGAGCAGCUGUGAGAGGCCUGCACCCAGUGCAGAAGGUCAUCCUGAACUACCCCAGUCCCAAAGACCAGGAAGAGAGGCCUGCUCAGAGGGAUUGCUCUUUCCCAAGGCUGCCAGGGCUUCAGGAUCAGCUUUAUCACCCACCACCUAAUGGAGCUGGAGCUCCUGAGGAAUCCUUGGAACAUCCUGCAGAGCUGAGACCACAGGAUCCCCAGGCUCCAUCCCCAGCUGCUGUGCCUAGACCCCUUACCAACCCUCCAGCACGAGGAACUCUUAAAACAAGCAAUUUGCCAGAGGAAUUACGUAAAGUCUUUAUUACUUAUUCUAUGGACACAGCCAUGGAGGUGGUGAAAUUCGUGAACUUUUUGUUGGUGAAUGGCUUCCAAACUGCAAUUGACAUAUUUGAGGAUAGAAUCCGAGGUAUUGAUAUCAUUAAAUGGAUGGAGCGUUACCUUAGAGAUAAGACAGUGAUGAUAAUCGUAGCAAUCAGCCCCAAAUACAAACAGGAUGUGGAAGGCGCUGAGUCGCAGCUGGACGAGGAUGAGCAUGGCUUACAUACUAAGUACAUUCAUCGAAUGAUGCAGAUCGAGUUCAUAAAACAAGGAAGUAUGAAUUUCAGAUUCAUCCCUGUGCUCUUCCCAAAUGCCAAGAAGGAGCAUGUGCCCACUUGGCUUCAGAAUACUCAUGUUUAUAGCUGGCCCAAGAAUAAGAAAAACAUCCUGUUGCGGCUGCUCCGGGAGGAAGAGUAUGUGGCCCCUCCCCGGGGGCCUCUGCCCACUCUUCAGGUGGUACCCUUGUGAGAUCAAUGAGGCUCUGGUCUGACAGCAUUCUUCUAGCUGAAGCUGGUUGGUGGCACUCAAGGCUGUUUCCCAGUAUCUACUGAGGGGCUCUGAGGCCCUAGAAAACCUUUUCUGCAAUUUUCUGCCUCCUAACACCAAGACUGCUCUACAUUCUCUGCCUUUAAAAACUUUGCAAGAUGCCACUAUCCUGACAGUCUGAGGUGUCCACUCAGGGCUCCCAGUACUUAGUGAACUGAUACUAUAGGUCAUGUGGGAGCAAAUGUAUGUGACUACAAACACCCUUUUAUCACUUCAGCUACUUUUGCGUUGGCCAGAUGCUUCUGUGUCCUCAGACCAAACUGAUUCAUGUUCAAAUAAUAAAAUCAUUACUCUUAUUGUAAGAAUAUGUUUCACUUAUCUCAAAAGAGAGAGAUGUAUAUUAAUUUAUAAUCAUAUGGGCAGUUGCUUACAUAUAGUGCUAGAUAAAUGUAAUAGACUUCUCUGUAUUAAAGGGUUAAAACUAGAAAGUUAAUCACACUCUUUUAAAGUAAGUAUGAAAGAUUUGCAACUAUGGGUGAGGUUUUUAUCAAAAUAACUGUGAUUGUUAACCAUGUAACAGGGGUACAGUGCUAAAGUGUACACAGUGGUAAAGUGCUUGCCUAGCAUUUGGGAGGCCCCGGAUUCAACUCUCAACACUGCAAGAAGAGAAAAGGGUUUGACCAUUCAUAUAAAAAUAUCUGAGUUUGCGUAUGAAAUGACAGGGGAUGUAUAACACAGGCUACAGUUGUGGUUUAGGGGACUUGUUUUCUAGUCUUGGUUCUAUUCCUAAGUAUCUCUGUGACCCUCAGGAAGUUUUUCCACUUUUCUAAGAUUUCGAGAACUCAUAAAGUGACGUGAACCAAGGUAUCUCUAAUGAACCUAAAAGGUUUGAGGUCUAAGAUCUAAAUUCUAAAUAUUUUUUUGAGGAGUGACUGAGUUUUUAUUUUUUUGUAAUUAUAUCUCUCAAGAAAUAAACUUAUUUUUUUAUUUGUU